Messenger RNA from Durusdinium trenchii, 330 nucleotides. The record is from the annotation of a GenBank genome assembly. Lineage: Eukaryota; Dinophyceae; Suessiales; Symbiodiniaceae.
AUGCGCAUCGAGAAUGGCCACAUGGUCGUCGUCUACCGCAACAUCCCGUGCUGUUCCGCAUCUUCUUUGUUCUCGCUGGCCAUGGCGCCGACCGACGGCCAAGGUCGCACUCGACCUCGCCUUGGCUCCGGAGGCCACGCCAUGGCGGUGACACGUGUCCUCCGCACCCCGUUGCAGGCUGAUGCUUCAACGCUGGAGGAGGAGUGGACUGGGCAAGGCGGCGGCAAGGUGGGCCGCCGAUGUUCGCUUCCCAGUUCCGUUUUGCCACAGCCUCAAUUGCACUGCGUUUCUGCGCCACACCACGUACCAGGAGCGAUGGCAAUGUCUUGA